Molecule: messenger RNA, 2467 nt
Organism: Cyprinodon variegatus (sheepshead minnow)
Lineage: Eukaryota; Metazoa; Chordata; Actinopteri; Cyprinodontiformes; Cyprinodontidae
Gene: galnt8
Product: polypeptide N-acetylgalactosaminyltransferase 8
Exons: 12
Coding region: 103-1959 (618 amino acids)
Cellular component (GO): Golgi apparatus
Source: RefSeq, a predicted model, not a curated record
CAUUUCUAAGGGUGGAGAUAGAGAGAGGAGUUAGAUUAUCCAGACUGGAGGAAAAAGUUUCUGCUCCUUCCUUUGAGAGCAGGAGCAUAGUGGCCCCUGAGGAUGAGGUCUGGCUGGUUCAAAGCUUUCCUCAUGGUCAUAGCUGUGGCUUCAGGUUUGGUUUACCUGAGCUCCAUAAAAGCAGAGCUGAGCACCCACUCAGAGAGGCUCCACAGGGCCCAACACAAUGAGUCCCUCAGGGGCCAGGGAAUGAUGAUGAUGAGGAGGAUGGAGAUGAUGGAGAAGGACAUCAACAGGCUGAUGAGUUUGAUGAAACACUAUGAAAAGAAGGAGCAGGGACUAGAUAAAGCAAAGAAGGAGAAGAAGCGGGUGAUGAAGCUGUUCCCAGACUCCCAUCUGUUCCGCAAGUGGGGCGACGAUCUGUCAGAGGAGGAGCAGAAGGAGGCAGAGGACUUGUUCCAGCGGUAUGGAUACAACGCCUUCCUCAGCGACCGGCUGCCGAUCAACCGAGAGAUUCCUGACACCAGACCUCCAAGAUGUGCGGAGAAGAGGUAUCCAGAGGAUCUUCCCUCCCUCAGCGUGAUCUUGAUUUAUCUGGAUGAAGCCCUCUCUGUCAUUAAGAGAGCCAUCCGCAGCAUCAUUGACAGAACCCCUCCUCGGCUGCUGCUCGAAAUCAUACUGGUGGAUGAUCACAGCUCUAAUGAUGAUUUAUUGGGCAAACUGGACGAGUACAUUAGCUCCAUCCAUGAGGAGCGCCCAGGCCUGGUGAAGAAAAUUCAUCACUCGGAGCAGCUGGGUCUAACCCAGGCCAGACUGUCAGGGUGGAAAGCAGCGGUUGGAGAUGUGGUGGCCAUCCUGGAUGCACACAUAGAGGUCCAUGUCCAAUGGGCAGAGCCUCUUCUGGCUCGGAUUAAGGAGGACCGCACUGUGAUACUGACACCAGUUUUUGACAAAAUCAGCUUUGACGACUUGAUACCGAUUCCCUAUGGAACCAGUGCUCAUGGCUUUGACUGGGCCAUGUGGUGCAUGUACGAGGGCUUCAGACCUGAGUGGUACGCCUUGAGGGACGACUCCCAACCUGGCAAGAGCCCGUCUGUCAUGGGAAUACUGGUGGCUGAACGCAAGUUCUUUGGUGAGAUCGGGAGCCUCGACGGCGGGAUGAAAAUAUACGGAGGUGAAAAUGUAGAGCUCGGCAUCCGGGUAUGGCUGUGUGGAGGCAGCAUAGAGAUAAUCCCCUGCUCAAGGAUCGCUCACAUUGAACGCUUUCAUAAGCCUUAUGCCCGAGAUCUGAGCUCCUUCGUGAGGCGCAACGCCCUGCGGGUGGCGGAGGUGUGGCUGGACGACUACAAAUACAACGUGGAAGUGGCCUGGAACCUCCCCAUUGGCAAUCAUGGGAUAGACAUCGGAGAUGUUUCUGAGAGGAAGAAGCUGAAAGAGAAGCUGAAGUGUAAGCCCUUCCAGUGGUACCUGGAUAAUGUGUAUCCUAUGCUGGAACCAAUGAGCAACCUGCUUGGUUAUGGAGCUCUGAUUAAUGAUCUCCUGCCUGAUCAGUGUGUGGAUCGGGGCCCAGUUCCUGGCUUCAUCCCCAUCUUACAUGGAUGCCACUUCUUCACCCCACAGCAUUGCCAUUACCACACUGAUGGGACACUGCACAUCGGUGGGUUCAAAUCCCACAAAUACGACAGCAGCGACUGUCUGCUGGAUCCUGGUUUAGGAGCUUUACCUGGACUGUAUCAGUGUAGAAUGGCAGAGCAGAAGAAACUGCACAUGUUUUGGGACUUCAAACAGGGGGGGCAGAUCCAGAACAGAGAAACAAAGAGGUGUCUGGAAAUCUCAAUGCGAGGCUUGAAUCUCAAACUGGUUCUUCAGCAGUGCAGUGGUCAGCGAUGGAAGCUGCAACAUGUGGUCGAUGUUACGGCACAAAAACUGCACCGUCUUUCAGAGAAACUGGUACUGUAAACGCAAAAACAAGUGGAGCUUCAUCCAUAGUUCAAGUCAAACAGGAUUAGGUGUAACGGGGCAGUCAGGAGUUAGCAGAGAUGAAGCUGUCCCAUUUGGUUUGCCACAUGGUGAAAGCUCUGUCCUUAAGCUCAUCGGGCAGCGAGCUGUACCUGCAAACAGAGUAAACGGCUCUAAAUGUACCAAUCAUGGACUUUGCAAAGGAGCAGCUGAUUAUUGGAGAGUUCACUCAUGUAGAUACUUUAGUUUAUGCACACAGAACAGAGCAGCUUCAUCUCUAUGGUAAUAGAUGGUCAUAAAUUGGAUUAUUUAGAAUUACAGGAAUGUUGCAGAGUUGACUACUCAAUGUGGCCUAGUCUCUAUGAACCCAAAAGUAAAGUUUAACCAUCACAGCUUGUUUUUUUCCACACAGGAAGAGAAACAUAUCUACCACAACAACUGACAAUACAAUGCUUUUCUUCUAAAUGCACAUUUUUCUGGAAAUAAACAGUUUGACUUGUUCUGGCGU